AUGUUCCACUGUAUAGUGCAGCCGCGCCACGACUGGGGCCCGCCCGACCUCUACAAUGCCUUUCCCGACAUCCGCAUGCAGCUGUCGGAGCAGACGCGCGUGCUGGAGGCGCGCGCCGAGGCGACGGCGGGCGUGGCGGGCGAGCUGCACGACUACUGCCGCCGCCGCGCCGACCUCGAGCACGACUACGCGCGCGCGCUCGACAAGCUGGCGCGCGCCGCCGCCCAGCGACACAAGGACCAGAAGCACAAGCGCGAGCAGUGGUCGCUGACGAGCGGGUACGCGUGCUGGCAGGCCGCGCUCGAGCACACGCGCGGGCUGGCGCGCGACCACGCCGCGCUCGCCGACCUGUACGCCGGCCCGCUCGCCGCGCGACUGCAGCGCGCCGCCGACGACGCGCUGCGCCUGCACCGCAAGUGUCGCGACAUCGUGACGGAGCGCCACGAGGAGGUGGGCGCGGCGCUGGGCGAGGCGGCCGGCGCGGGCAAGGCGCACGCCGCCGCCGCCGCCGACUGGCGCGCCGCCGCGCUCAAGCUGCGCCACGCCUACGACCAGCGCCAGCGCGUCGCCGCCGUCGACCCGCCGCGACACAAGAAGCUCAAAGCGCUCGAUAAAGAACUAGAAAAGCGGCGCGCGCGACACCGCGCGGCCCACGAGCGAGCGCUGCGGGCGCGCGCGGACUACGUGCUCAGUCUGGAGGCCGCCAACGCCACGCUGCAGCGUCGUGAGCAUGCACAAUUAUGUAGUUUAAUUCUGUCGAAUACGAAACGCUCGCAGUGCAUGGAGGUGGGGUUCGAGGGCGUGGUGGGGCGCGCCGUGCGCACGGCGGGCGAGGCGGAGGCCGCGGCGGGCGGGGCGCGCGCCGCCGCCGCCGCCGCCCUGCGCGCCGCCGCCGCCGCGCUGGACGCGCUGGGCGCGCGCACGCGCUUGCUGGACGCGCACGCGCCCGCCUUCACGCUGCCGCGCCCGCUGCUGCCGCCCGCCGCGGCCGACGCGGCCGACGUGCUGGCGGACGCGGCGGACGAGGCGCGCGUGGACGAGGCGCCGGCGCACGUGGCGGACGAGCUGGCGAUGGAGGGCGACGACGCGGCCUGGGACGUCAGCGGAGUGUUCGGCGCGGGGGGCGCCGGCGCCGCCGCCCUGCCCGCCUCGCCCGGCGCCCUGGCCGAGGACCAGGAGGACUACUACCUCCACAAGUUCCGCGCCUACGUGGCCUGCGCCGGCCGCCUGGCGCGCCUCGAGGCCAAGAGCGCGGCGCUGCGCGGCAGCCUGGCGGGCGCGGGCGGCGCGGGCGGUGCGGGCGGCGCGGGCGGCGCCGUGGAGCCGCGCUCGCCGCCCACGCCCCCGCGGCGCGCGGCGGCGCGGCUGCGGCGCGGCCAGUGGGCGGCGCCGCUGGAGGCGCGGCUGCCGGCCGUGCUGGUGUCGUGCGUGCGCGUCAUCGCCACGUACGGGCUGCGCCAGCAGGGCAUCUUCCGCGUGUCGGGGUCGCAGGUGGAGAUGCAGGCGCUGCGCGCGGCCUUCGAGCGCGGCGAGGACCCGCUGGCGGGCGUGCGCGACGCGUCGGACAUGAACUCGGUGUGCGGGCUGCUGAAGCUGUACCUGCGCGAGCUGCGGCCGCCGCUGCUGGCGCCGGCGCUGCGCGAGCGCCUGCUGCGCGUGGCGGCGCUGGCGGACGACGCGGCCUUCGUGCGGCGCGCGCGCGACGUGCUGGCGGCGCUGGCGCUGCCGGCCGUGCUGGUGCUGCGCUACCUGUUCGCCUUCCUGGCGCACCUGGCCGAGCACGCCGACCAGAACAUGAUGGACGCCUGGAACCUGGCCAUCUGCCUGGGCCCGACGCUGCUGGCGGCGUGGGGCGAGGGCGGGGCGCAGGUGGCGGCCCAGAACCUGGCCAACGAGCUGGGCGACGGCGAGGCGGACGCGCAGCGCGGCGGGGGCGCGGAGGGCGACGCGGGCGGCCCGGGCGGCCCGGGCGGUCCGGGCGGCCCGGCCGACCCGGGCGAGGCGGCGGUGCCGACCGCGGACGAGGCGGACGCGGCGGACGACCUGUCGCUGUACGACAUCGACGACGACGACACAGACGAGGCCAGCGACGAGGACGAGAGCGGCGCCUGGGAGCGCGAGUCCGUGGAGCUGCGCAGCCCCGGCCCCGCGGCCGCGCCCCCCGCGCCCGCCGGGGCCCCCGCGCCCCCCGCGCCCCCCGCCGGGGCCCGCGCGCAGGGCCCGCAGCCGGCGCCGCAGGUGGAGCCCGACCUGGACGAGCCGCCGGGAGACGCCGAGGCCGCCGCCCCACCCUGCAGGCGGCUGGCCGAGAGUACGCCCGACCUGGUGCUGGACCUGCCCGCGCGGCCCGAGCCCGACACCGCCGACACCUUCGCGCACAACCGCGACACGCUGCGCAAGCGGCCCGCGCCCACCGCGCCCACCGCGCCCGCCGCGCCCACCGCCGCGGCCCACGCGCCGCCCGCCGCGCCCGACCCCGCGCCCGCCAGCCCGGUGCCGGCGCGCAACACGGCGCGGGUGGCGGCCAAGUUCGCGGAGCUGACGCUGACGGGGGGCUCGUUGAAGCCGGCGCUGGCCGCCAAGCCCGCGCUGCUUCGCCGGCCCACUCCGCACCCGGUGCACGCGCCGCGCCCGCCCCCGCCCGACCCCGCCAGCUAGGCGGCCGGCGGGGCCGCGCCCGCCCCACUUGACCCCGCCAGCUAGACGGUCGGCGGGACCGCGCCCGCCAGCUAGGCGGCCGGCGGAUCUUGCUCUGUUUGUAAUUAUUUUUUAUACGCGUCGCGGAGGAACACGGUCGGCCCCCGGCCCGAAGCUUUAACGAACGGCAGAUUUUAAUGUGCUAUAGAUUUAGAUAUUAAGUGCGUAUUUUUUGAAAUAAUUUUAAGUCGUCGAAAGUGGCUAAACGUGGCGUGGUGGUCCGCCUCGUCCGCAGCUGUAGCCGCCGUCCUCCCCGACGCAUUAUACAUAUACUCAGUCGACUGUGUUGUAUCUACCUUAUGUAACCUCUUACUCAAUAAACCAGUAUUACGUACUACUUCUGUUAUUACUGGCCCCCGGCCGGCCUUCCUGCUGACAAACCAUUUACGUUAAAUUAACAAACACAAGAACGAGCAGAAAACCUGAUUGAAAAAGACGUUCUGGGGUGUUACUAGAUAGACACCGAAACAAGAAAAUUUGUCUGUCUGUAUGUAUGUUUAAGCUACUGGUUCGAUUCCAAUGAAACUUGGUAGGAUUAUCUUUACUUCCUUACUAUCCUUACUAUUUAUAAAUCUGAAAGUGAGUUUGUUUGUUUGUUUGGUCCGUUUUCACGCCGUAAGUACUGAACCAAUUGCUUUAAAAAUUUUGCAGACGUAAAGACGUAAAGUAGAAGUCCAGAUUAAAUAAUAGGGUACUUUUUAUCCUGGAAAAAUGUGAUAUUCCCGAGGGAAAACAAAAAUAUUAGUAUAGAUGGCGCUGUGUGUAUUCGUAUAGAUGGCGCUGUAUGCCAUUUAAAACAAUUCGACGAAUUACCUACUAAUUUGAAAUUUCAUGCUUUAAUCUAUAGCGGUUGUUUGGUGUUAAUCUACACAUAUUCGGUGCACUUUUCGACUCAUUUAUUUGCUGUUUUAUGUCAUUUUUAAAAACGUGGUAACGUUGUGUUUUUUAAGUAUUUUUCGCUUUUAAAUUCCUGGUUGGUUUGGUUCCUACCAUUUGACAUUGAAUUGUGUAUUUUAUAGAUUUUAGGUUGUUAAAGGUAUCUUAAAUUGGUGUCUAUGUAGUAAGUAGUGUGUGCGUUCGCGGAGCGGAAUGUUGUUGCAUUUAAAGAUUUUAAUUAUGCAGACGACGUGCUCUUUUUGAGUUAGGUCUUAGCCCAUAGGAUAUACAGCAGGCUGUUUAACAACAGUUCAGUUCAGUUGUGUAAAAACAGUUCAUUCCACAGUCUCGGUGUGCGAGGUAGAAUGUAGGUAUAUCAAGAGACUAUACUUGGGCUAUACAUAAAUAACUAUCUGUUUCUGUACGGUAUACCUUCAUUGCAAAUUAAUUUAAUGGGAUCGACUGUAAUGGGAUCUACGUGGGUCAGACAGGCGGCAAUCUUGCGACUAGGUAUGAAGAACACGUUGUUACAGGAAUGGCCAUCCAGACAAGUCACGUUUUGCCAACCAUAUAAUUAAUCCCGGUCAUUCCUUGAGCGAUAACAAACGUUAAAAUAUUUGCAUAUUCUGUAGUAUAAGCUUUCAUAAAAGUAAUAAUAAAACAUAAUAAUAUGCACCCACUGUUGAAUGAUCAAACAAAUCCAGUCCCAUCCCCACUACUGAGCGUGACAUCCGGUAGGUCUUCAUCUAAAUAAAGAGGUGAUUUGCUGGACCAAUUCAUUCAAGCUACGACAAGCCGCCGAGUCAACAACUCCUGAGCAUGCCCCGUGGAGGAGCGCAACAUUAUGUCGACUGUGACCGACUGGUUUGUUGCGUGUCAGGAGGGCGGUGUUGUAUACUACAAGAUGCAAAUUCAUUCCUUUAGCGGAAUAAAAACUAAAUAUAUUCCGUUGUUAGUGUAGCAUGAAUUUCCACAAAGUAACGCCUGAUUUUAUUCUAUAGUUUGGCUCAUAGACAUCGACACAUUUAUUCAGGGAUUUGGAUUAUUACCUGUCUUUUACCACUGAACCCUUCGUCCCAAAAUGGCACAAAUGAUUUGUCCUUAUUGAAAUAAAAAAAAAAAUACCCAAAAUGUUUAUUUUUGUUUCUGUGUCGUCGGCCGCAUACUUUGUUGUAUACUCCAAACUGUUAAAUCUAAUAAGUAGGUACAUCUAGUUGUUACAAGUAGGUAAUUAUGUUACCAAUGCUGUUUUCAGGUCUGUUGUUUUCUUUAUUUCUCUGAGGCCGGAUGGGGUAAAAGCUAAUAUUAUAAUUUUAGUCUAAGCCUACAAGAAUGUCGCGGAGAACCUAACGGGUUACCGGGGCACCGGCUCGAAGCGCAGGAGUAGGAACGGAAUGCACUGCACCCAGACGGGAGCAGCCAUUCGAUGAUAUUCCCUCCUUAAAAAAAUAUGGUUCGUACGGGUCACCCUACCUGCCAAUAGGUAAGCGAACGACAAAGUACUUAUGUACCUUGGUAGGUGUUCAAACAUGAACAUGCCAUGUCAGCGAGAUAACCUUACGUGAUAAAGUACUGACCAGAAACAUAUUAAUUCCGGAAUACAACUAAGUAAAACAUCACGUACUCACGUAAGGAUAGAGCGCUGAGAUGGUACAUUACACGCAUAGCACACAAUCAUAGUGCGGUAUGUGUGUACAUAGGAUAAGUUUAGUAUAAAAGAUCAUGUACCUAAUAUAAGAAAUAAAACAGUCACUAGUUGAUUCCGACUUUGACUCACUACCCUUCCUCCACCACUAGGUGGAGGAAGCUCCUCCUCUCGCUGUGGCCAAGACACCUUUAGCCAUCGACCGAUCUGUCCUGUGAGUCUGCCGACAGGCAGUGAGCAAAACCAUCACCACCAUACCCCAUUCCUACCCACAUUCCGUCUGCCAUCACAGGUCUCAGGUGGCAGAUAUCCAGCACCUAUCUAUAUAAGUAUAUAUAAAUACGUAUGGUAGGGCUAGGGUCUUGGGACUGUAGGGCUAGGCCAGUAGGCGCGUACGAAGCGUAGGUCUGUAUCACAGCAUACCAUAGUAUACCACGAUUGUACGUGCCUUAGGUUAGGGCCUAGUAGUAGGAUAGUGUAGGAUAACUUUAGCGUGUAGUCAUUAGGAUUAGGUAAUCCUGUGCAGUAGGAUUGUGGCGUAAAGCUACUAUCCCGCUGUACAGUAGGUAAAUAAUGAUACAAAUUUCAUUCUAUGAGUUGGGCUCAUAAAACAAGAACUAUCAUCGGUGGGAUGCAUAACUUUAUUAAUAAGUAGGUAUUUUGUACAUAUUAUCUUCGAACAAGCAUUUAGAUAUUAAAAUUAUUUAAUAUAUUUAACAGUUAGCUACUAAUUUUAUCGUAUGCCAAUCAGAUGUAACUAUGGCAAAUAAGUAUAGUGUCGAAUGUCGUAUCACCGCUAAGCGCUACGCGCUGCGGCCGGAGCUGACCAGGGACGUCAUGACGCGUCAGUACGUCAGGCAGUAAGCAGUCUCCUCAGCCAGGACUCGUCGUCGGCGGCGGCGGCGGGCGGGGCGGCGCCCGGCCCCGCUCGCCGCGCCCCCGUCUGCUAGUAGCGCAGGCAGUGGUCAUGGUGCAGCCCGUGGUGCAGGGGCGCCGCGUUCUCCUUGUCGCGGGUGUAGUGGGGCGCGGGAGGCGCCGGCGCUGCUGCAAAUUCUGGCGCCAGAACGGGCGGUUCGUACUCGUCGCCCGAUCCGUCGGACGCUUCCAGGUAGCCGAAGAGACGAGCCGCACCCGCAGCGCGCGCCUCCCGCCGCCGCCCCGCGCCACUCACGACUCCCGCGCCCCCGGCCGUCGGAUCCGGUGUAGCCGCGCCCCCGGCACCCCCGGCCCCGCCCGCGCGCCCAACUCCGGAUGGAACCUUCAGAUUACGACUCUCGAUGUGACUGUAAGAAGAAAUAACGAUUAGUGUUCGGUCAGUAUGCGGUGAUACUCCGCACUGCGGCGGAGGACACGGCAGGUACUGACUGGGCGUCGCGCAGGUGGUGCGCCAGCUGGUGCUGGUCGUCGGCCAGGAAGGGACACUUGGCGCACGCCUUCUUGUUGUGCACCUUGUGCACGUGCGUGGCGAGGCGCUCGGCGCGCGCCGCCUUGUACUCGCACAGCGCGCACGCGAACGGCUUGAGGUGCGUGUUCAGGUGCCGCUUCAGGCACCAGUUGUCCACUCCCGACCACGCGCAGUAGCAGCACGCGUAGCGCCGCUCGCCCUGUAACUCAACGCGUCUUAGUAUGCUGUUUUACGCUAAUCGUGAUGGUAUAGGUUAGGUACAUGCACUGCUACUUUCCGUCGUUUAUACAUAUGCGAUAAAUGUUAUAAUUGACGGUCGGACUCAAAAUAUCCUUAAUAUAUAUCUAAAUAAAUAAAUAAGUUGAUAAGGAUUCACUUCACGAAUACAUAAGCAGGCUGCAGUGCGAAAGAAUUGAUGGAAAGAAUAUUGAAAGCUUGCCACCAGCUGCCGAUAUGAAGACCGCGACCAGUAUCACUUGGUUUAGUUUCACUUUGAUAAGAGAGUGACUAUGGGGAGAAGAAAUAUCAUAGACCUUGCGACGAAUGGCGGCCGCAGCCGCGGCUGCAGGCGCAGAAGCGCCGGGCUUAUGAAGCGCUGCGCCAGUCUCCGCCUUGCCAAGUGGAGGUCGCUCUAUCUUGACGGUGGGCGCCGGCCGGUACUCGGCGGGCGGGGGCGCGGGAGGUGGCGGGGGCGCGGGGGCAGGCACCGGAGCCGCGGCGGGUGGUGGUUCCCCUGCCGGCUUGCCGUAGUAAUGCAACGCUGGCGGUGCUGUGCUCGGCUUCACGAUCGAAGAUGAGCGGCGGAUUCUGUUCAAGUCAUAUGGCUGGUCACGAUGCAUGCGUAGGAAGUGUUUUUUGACAUGAUCGGCUCUAUUGAACUGCUUCUGGCACAAGUAACAGUGGAAUGGCUUCUCGUCGCGGUGGAUGUUCUCGUGGCGAGUAAAAAGGUCGCGCCGGUCAGUAGCGUACGGACAGGCGCCGCACACGUACCGCUUGCCUGGCUCCGCUGCGCCAGCGCCCCCGCCGCCCGCCACUUCGCCCACGCCCGCGUCGCCGGUGCUCGGCCGACGCUCGUUGCGCAUCGCUUCCACCUGCAGGGAACAGCUGAGUGAGCAGUGUGCGCAGCGGCCGUGACAGUGCGAGUCGCGGUGGCGCGGACCUUGUUCUUGAGGCGCUGCAGGUAGCGCGUGAGGUCGUCGAGCGCAGGGUUGUCGCGCAGCAGGUGGUCGGCGGCCGCGGGGUCGGAGUGGUGGUCGCGCGCCAGGUGCGAGCGCACGCCCCGCGCCCAGCCCGACGCGAAGCCGCAGCCCGCCAGCGGACAGGUGAAGGCGCGCGCCUGCGAGUGCGUGCCCAGCCAGUGCUCGGCCACGCGCGCCAGGAAGCCCACGCACUCGCAGUCGGCGCACUUGAACAGGCGCUGCGCCGGGUUGUAGGACGCGAUGCGCGAGUGCGCCCACGCCAGCGGCUCCUCCGCCGCCGUCCACCGGUCCUCGGCGCUCGGGUCGAUGCGAGGGCUGAAGUUCGCCUGCAA
This is a messenger RNA of Spodoptera littoralis (African cotton leafworm), 8154 nucleotides long. The record is from the annotation of a GenBank genome assembly. Lineage: Eukaryota; Metazoa; Arthropoda; Insecta; Lepidoptera; Noctuidae.